GUGCAGUGCUGGGGUAGCAAUGGCGACGGUCAGCUCGCUGACGGCACUACUAUAUACCGACUUACUCCCGUCCUGGUUUCGGGCAUCACGACGGCGACGUCAGUCUCCGCGGGUGGCUCCAUGAGUGGCAGCCACACGUGCGCCCUGCUCGCCGACGGCACGGUGCAGAGCUGGGGUUACAAUGCCAACGGUCAGCUCGGAGACGGCACUACUACAAACCGACUUACUCCCGUCCUGGUUUCGGGCAUCACGACGGCGACGUCAGUCUCCGCGGGUGGCGGCCACACGUGCGCCACGCUCGCCGACGGCACGGUGCAGUGCUGGGGUUACAAUGACAAAGGUCAGCUCGGAGACGGCACUACUACACACCGACCUACUCCUGUCCUGGUUUCGGGCAUCACGACGGCGACGUCGGUCUCCACGGGUGGCGCCCACACGUGCGCCAUGCUCGCCGACGGCACGGUGCAGUGCUGGGGUUACAAUCUCGACGGUCGGCUCGGAGACGGCACUAAGACAAACCGACUUACUCCUGUCCUGGUUUCGGGCAUCACGACGGCGACGUCGGUCUCCGCGGGUGGCAGCCACAAUUGCGCCAUGCUCGCCGACGGCACGGUGCAGUGCUGGGGUGUCAAUGUCAAUAGUCAGCUCGGAGACGGCACUACUACAAGCUCGAAUAUUCCCGUCCAGGUUUCCAACAUCACGACGGCGACGUCAGUCUCCGCGGGUUACGACUUCAAUUGCGCCACGCUCGCCGGCGACACGGUGCAGUGCUGGGGUUACAAUGACAAAGGUCAGCUCGGAAACAACGCUACUACAAGCUCGAAUAUUCCCGUCCAGGUUUUGGGCAUCACGACGACGACGUCAGUCUCCGCGGGUGGCUCCUCGGGUGGCGGCGGCGUUCCGGGCACCAUCGUUCCGUUGCGCUCCGCGGAUACGUUGAGCGACGUUGAAAUCGCCGGUAUUGCCGUCGGUUGUAUUGCGUUCGUCAUCAUCUUGACUCUCAUCGGGCUCUGCGUCAGGUCGCGCCGCCGCGCCGACGACAAGCUCCGCGCGCGCCUCGGCAUCCCCACCCGCGGCGCUCCCGUCGCCGUUACGCCGCAACAGCCGCAAGUCAUCGUUAUUCAAACGUGA
Molecule: messenger RNA, 1131 nt
Organism: Ostreococcus lucimarinus CCE9901
Lineage: Eukaryota; Viridiplantae; Chlorophyta; Mamiellophyceae; Mamiellales; Bathycoccaceae
Exons: 1
Cellular component (GO): cytoplasm
Molecular function (GO): guanyl-nucleotide exchange factor activity
Source: RefSeq, a predicted model, not a curated record